Molecule: messenger RNA, 3588 nt
Organism: Austrofundulus limnaeus
Lineage: Eukaryota; Metazoa; Chordata; Actinopteri; Cyprinodontiformes; Rivulidae
Gene: ccdc71
Product: coiled-coil domain containing 71
Exons: 2
Coding region: 126-1154 (342 amino acids)
Source: RefSeq, a predicted model, not a curated record
CAGCCUCCGCCUCUUUUUGCUGGUCUGUCAUCCACACCGCUGUACUUGCAGCCAUUUUACCGUGGAGCGUCGACGCAGCGGCAGCCCGAGGAUGCCGAGACAGCGCCGUUGAAAGAUCCAGAAACAUGGCUGACGCACCUCAAGCUCCCGUGGUCAGCCAGCCAUUGGCGUUUGCCAACGAGGAGCGGAGGGCCAUUCACUCCUGGUCUCGGAUCUCAUCCGCGGGGCACAAUGUCCUCCUGGACGCUCUGAAGAUCCUCAGCCCGAAGUCCCGAGACCUUUCCAGCACCGAGGAUCUGGUGACCUUCCUGCAGGAGCUGAGCGAGGAGGGCCACAAGCCCAGCGUGCUGCGCAGCAAGGACGUCUACCGCUACAGGUCCUGCACGAGCCAGCCCCUGACUCGAGACAUGCUGAAGCUGGCCAGCAAGAAUGUCCGACCCACCACCAAGAAGAGGAAGAGAAAGCCCCAGGCCAAAAAAAGGGAGGUGCAUCCAUCCUGGAGCACGUCGGAGAGGAGCAAUCCCAGGAUCCGAGGAAUCCGGCCCCCGGGGGCGUCGGUGGACCGUCACGCCAUCGUGUGCAGCCGGACGCCCAGUCAAACUGUAGAGCUGUCGCCGGCGGACCUGCAGCCGUGCCUCAGACUGACCAACAUAGAGGGUCUGUCCGGCUUCCACACGGCGAGACUCCAGAUCCAGACUGUGUGGGACUCUGAGACGAGUUCCGUCACCUUCCCGCUGCAGCUGCACCCCCCAACAAUUUCAGGAAUACCUUCUCAGCCUUCUCAGAACGGUGACGGGGUGUCCGCCAAAGCCGUGGCCUUGUUCAGCCAGAAGAACCUGUCCUGUCCCAUCCGCCUGGACGGCGCCCUCAUCGGAGACUCCGCUCCGGUCUUCUAUGCCAACGGUCGGGGGUUCUCACAGGCCCACACGGACCUGACCAGCAAUGGCUGGAGGGGCAACGGCCUCCACCGGGAACUAAGGGACGGCUGGAAGGACAAGAAAGCUUUCAGGCAGAAGGUGAUCAAAGUGGACGACUCUCGCUCUGUGGCCGAGGCCUGCAGGAAGGCCCAGAAGAUCCUACAGGUCAACCUUUCUCCGGUCAUAGAGAUCCAACCUCUCAACCACGUGCUAAGAGACUUCAGAUUUCAGAAGUGACCCCCCCCAGCCCCUCCACUAACCCCACCUCCUUUAGCAGGUGUUCGUGUUUUCCAUUCGUUAACCUCCACCGUCCGUGUCCAGAUCCCACGUCUCGCCUGAGUUUCUGUUGCUGCUGGGAUCAGAGAGGAUCCCGUGGAGCUCCUGGGGUUGAAAGGCAUUUUCAGAUGGGCGAUGCUUUUCCUAGCAGGCUGGGAAACGUCUGUGCGUCCGGCGGCUGCGGGACCCUUCUGAUGUUGUUUACGCCACGCCGAACAUCAGAACGACUCUGGUGCUCGUUUGGAAGCAGCGUUCGCCGGAGGAGCCGGACGUUCUGCCUUUUUUAACCAGGCACUGAAUGUGGGUUCAAUAUUUAAAAAUCAAUUUAUGUGUUUGGAAAUUAGGGAUUUUUUUUUUUUAACUUUCUUGCAUCAGCUGCGUUCCGUCUGCCACAAACUAUCUUCAGAGAGAAUUUAAAAAUGAAGCUGUUGUUUAGAUGAAAGUAUCAGGUGUCCAAUAGAAUCAGUUUAACUCACAGGAAGGAUUGAAACUGUUUCUUUUAUGUUUUUGUUUCCACUGGAGGUCAGGCCGGCUCUGGAGAGGAGAAGCAGCAGAAAAUCACACAAAGCUGAAUUAGAGCUGACGUUUUUCACAAAGUGUUCCUUCGUUUCAAUCAUUCAUCAACCAGAAACAAAUAAAACAAAAGGUUUUGUGCAGGAAAUAUGAUUUAAACAUAAAUGUGUGAAAACUACUACAUCUACACUGAAAUGAACAUCAGGUUUAGGAGUCUGUAAUUUCAGAUUAAAACCAGAUUGAAGUGGAUGCUGCACAACUCUGAUCCUGGUUUUUAAAAUUGAGUGUUUUCCUGAAACGAGGGUUUGCUCUCAACAUAAACAACUGAGUCUGGAAAGCUGGAGUCACGGUUUGACCCGAAUUAGGCUGCAGGUAAACAAACACCUGGCAGCUGGUUAGUAAUAUUUAAGUUAAAGACGCGUUAACCAUUAAUAGGAAAACAAAAAUUGUGUCACUUUAUUUAUUGUGUUCUUAUCUUUUUUUAUGAUUAUGCAAAAAAAGUUUUCAUGAAUCAGUAUCAAAAUGUAAGAAAUACAGCAUAAUUUAGCUAGCUGGCUCGUUAGCCUUGGGGCUCAGUUCACACUACCCGAUUCUGAAAGAGCUAACGAGCUAAUGGCUAGCCCGAAUGUGACCAGAGGAUUUUGUUUUCGUAAAGCGUCUCUAACCUCCAAAAAUUUCAAAUCAAUUCAAACAAAAUAGAUUCCACAGUCCUUUACCAACGAUGAAAUUUAAAAAUAUUCCUGCAGGAAGUGGCUCCAGGUUGAACUAGAAGUGCUAUAGCUUGCUGCUGCUGCUACUUGCAAGUCCAACAUAAUUAAAAACAAAAGGUUUUUCUGUUAGCCAUUAGCUAACCAGUUCAAAUGAUUUAUCCAGACAGAGGUUCAGAGUAUCUGCAGCAGGUCAGAUAAAUUUGUUUCUUAAUUCCACUUCAAAAUGUAAAAAUUUUCAUUUUAAUUUUGGAUUUAAAGGUGUUAAAAUCUUUGUUGGUCUGACGGUCACCCGGUCCACCGCUAUGUUUUCUAACACCGUGUACUCCGGCUGCAGCCGUUGUUUUUUUUUUUUUUAAAGUGCGCUGCAGCCGUUGACUCGUUUCACAAAUAAAUAUUUUUAUUUGAGCCGAAGCAUCACUGGAUGUGACGGAUCUGUUUGUAGCUCAUUAAAAUAAAUAAAGUAUCCAAGAUGAGUUUUAUGUUUCUGAAAUAGAACUCAUUUGUUGCAGCAUUAAGAACAUUUUAAACUAGUCGUAAAACCAAACCAGUGCUACCGGUGCUAGCUUCCCUCAGAAUGCCAGGAGUUCUCCUUCAGGUCGGUGCGACACUUCGGUGGUGGCUCCGCUGCCCCCUGCUGGUUGGGAUGUCGAUCCUCCUGAAGCAGUGAGGAAACCCGUCGUGUUUUCUGUCGUCGUAACAAACCCCCUUUCACGAGACAAAAACUUUAUUUCUCUGCUGAUACUCAGAAAAAGUAGCUGAAUGGUUCCAGUCCAUUUUGGGCCUUUUGGAGCGAAAGACCAGGAAGGCAUCUAAUUUAUUAUUAUUUUUAAAUAGAAAACUAUUUUAUCAAAAACAACACUGAAAACUGCAAAUAUUUGAUAAAACGUUUUAUUUAAAGCUUGUUUUUUUUUUUCAGAGAUGCUAUGAGUUUCCAGACGUGUUUUCUGUUUGAAUCCAGGGUGUUUGAUCAGAAACUCUGUUCUCGUUUCCCAGUUUAAACUCGUCUGUUCUGGUGAAUUCCACAUUGGUGCCCCCUCCAGUCAGUCAUUUUCAUGCCUUUUUCUAGCUCCUGCGUUUUUGUCUUGUACGUGCAACAUUUGUAUUAUAAUGUAUUUCCUACAUGAUCUUUGAACAACCUUUUUUGUUCAAUAAAAAAUGACCUGAAAAAAGUA